Impatiens glandulifera is the source of this 834-nucleotide messenger RNA. RefSeq lists its product as uncharacterized. The record is from RefSeq and is a predicted model, not a curated record. NCBI's taxonomy places the organism in Eukaryota, Viridiplantae, Streptophyta, Magnoliopsida, Ericales, Balsaminaceae. The coding region runs from base 1 to 834 and encodes 277 amino acids. The transcript has a single exon.
AUGAAGUGGAGAGAGUUGAAGAGAUUGAAGAAAUGGGCCACAAUAUCUGCAAAUCGGAAAAAGCAUGUGUUAUUGGAGAAACCGGUGGCUCUUAACACGGCGGAGCUUGACAAGAUUCUUGAAGAUGAUAUGGAUUCCACGAUGUGGAUGCAUCAUCCGAGAACGAUGAAGAUGAACGAAUUUCUCUCCGAUCUAGAUCGAUUCAGCCAAAUCAAAUCGAUUCACAGUAUAUUAACUUACAAAGGCGAUUCCGAAUUUAUAAAGAACGACAUCCGAGUUCAACCUGACCUUGAUUCUCUCGGUGUACUUGGAGAUGUCGUCUGGUAUUGUAUUCGCGCGAUUCUUUGGUGUAUGAACUACGAUCUCCCGGAGAAGGUAACCGCUAUUCCAGAUCCGGAAUUCAACGAAAUAGGUGUUCUGUUAUCUUGUUCUGCUUCGUUGACUUGGGGAGAUGGGAGAUCAGCUACAUUCUACCGCUCUUUUCUUGCUAAUCAUGCGAUGGAUAUUAGGGUUUUAGGAAGUAAAGGAGAUUUACGUGUUCAUGAUUUUGUAAUACCGUUUGAGGAGAAAGGAGCAUCGUUCUAUAUAGUUUCUAAUUCGAAUUGGUCUAAUUUGUCUCUGGGAUGGGAACCGAUGCCGAGUGAGUGCAUUGUGGAGACGGAUCUUCCUCAAGAAGCUUUAAUGGCGAGGGAAUUCUCUAGGUUGGUUUCUGAUAUCAUAUUUGAGGGUUCAAAGCCGGAGAUGAAGUGGGUGAACAUUAGUAGGAAAACACAGCUUGUGAUUGAUGCGGUGAAGAUGUCGUUGGAGAGAGCGGUUUUGCGGCUAUUGAAUUGA